Rubroshorea leprosula is the source of this 1260-nucleotide messenger RNA. Lineage: Eukaryota; Viridiplantae; Streptophyta; Magnoliopsida; Malvales; Dipterocarpaceae. The record is from the annotation of a GenBank genome assembly.
AAUAAAGAGUCUGUUAAACAGAUAUAUUACCCAAGACACAUCUUCAGACGAGGCUUCUGUUGUUAUGGCUGGUCUAAGAUAAAGAAAGUCACAUCAAUCAAAUAGUCCAUCUCUCUGGCUCUGGUGUUGUAGAGUAUACUUCAGAUUUCAGUGAUGGUUAUAAGGAACAAAUUCUCAGUUUUGGGACCAGACACCCAAGAGGAAAGGCUCAGAGGACCUGGGAAAUUCUUAUUGGAGAUUGCCAUAUCAGUUAUGGAUGUUAAAAUGCAUGGUUUGUGUGUUGAUGCUGCUAUCAUUGGCAUAAUGACUCCUCCAUUAGCAGAGCUCCAGAAAACUGAGACGAUGGUAGAAGAUGUUAAGAUCACGCAGCUCUGAUCUUGUUUCUCUUUGUACUUCAGUAACAUCAUAAUCACUUUGUUUAACAACUUCAAUUUACUGUAAGUUCUAUUUGUGGUGUUUCUCUCAUUUUUCAACUAGCUACAUUUCCUGUUAUAGUUUCCUGCUUUUCCUUCAGAUUUUGUUAUGUAUACUCACCAAUGCUUUUGUAAUUAUGGGCUUUGAUUAACAAAUAGAGAGUCCUCAUCAUUAUGAGAUAUGGUUAAACUGUGACAGAGAUAAGGAAAGUAGUUUAGGCAAGUCUUAUGUAUUUCUGUUGUAUUCCUGCAUCCAAGGUCCUGUUAUGCAUUGUUUUGUAUUUGUUAUGGCCGCUGUUGCAUUUUGAAUUUUAUAUGCCACUAGCGUAUCAGAUUAGUGAUUCUCCUUCUACUCUUCUGAAGCCUUACAUUUGUUUAAUUCUAAAGCCUCUUGAAUGUCAUUGAUGUCAUUGCAGCUUCACCUUUGACAUGUUUGAAGGAUCACCCUGGAAAGGGUGAAAAACUCACCUUAUCCCUCAGUGGCACAUUUUCUUUUUCUGUGUGGAUGGAGUUGUUGGCUGCAACAACCGAUACACUUGGUUGUGUAUUGCUCUUAGACACUCAAGUCACUUCUUGUGGUGCAACUGUGAAAGGUUUGUUUAGUCUCGUUAAUUUUGAAUAUAUUUUUAAAAGCUGGAGCACUCUUUCUGAACAAUGGAUUUUGCUUACUGUUUCCGGAAUAUAGUGAUGCAAACUGCUUGUUCAUGGAGUUGUUAAUCAGUAGAGAUUGCCCAUGUCAAGUUCCUCUUACUAUUAACCAACAGAGUGACUAUUGCCUCCAUCCAGCUAGUCAUGCACGGAUGCUUCUUGGAAAGGAAUUCUUGAGGUAUGCUUAAAUCUUUCAGAU